UUCCAGGAAGGAAACAUCAGCAUUUCGGGGUUUUUUGAAAGUUUGAAUAUUCAAAUAGAAUUUAGGUGCAAAAACAAGAAACAACAUCAGGAACUGAACAUUUCACUGAGGACGGUCUACAACCAAACAUCAAGCUGUGGGAUCAUUUUGACUCCAUGUAAAAGGAGAAAACCAGAUACGUGGCUCUUUGAAAACAAAAUUAAACCCAAACUGUUCACCCUUUGACCAAGCAGAUAUGAAGCUGAUCCUUUUCCUUCUCGUUCUGUUGGGCAAGUGUUGUUUCAUGGACUGUCAGUUCUAUCAGUAUCUCUACAUUAAUCAGAAUAAAACCUGGACUGAAGCUCAGCAGUACUGCAUAGAGAAUCACACUGACCUGGCCACAGUGACUAACAUGAAGGACAUGGAGAGACUCAUCAAUGUCUCAGCUGGACGUAAGAGGGAAGCUUGGAUUGGACUGUAUAAUCAAACAAAAGCAAAUAGAACAUGGUACUGGUCUCUGCCUGGAGUGGAGUUCAAUGAAAGUGAGACAAACUGGGACCCAGAAGAACCAAAUGAUAAAGGAACUGAAAACUGUGGGUUUAUUUCUAAAGAUCUAAAGUGGGGCGACAUCUCUUGCAACGGAGAGAAGUACUUUCUCUGCUAUAAUGAAACAAAAACUUCAGAUAAAAUCUAUCUGAUAAAGGAAACUAAGAGCUGGCUGGAAGCUCAGAGUUACUGCAGAAAGGAGCACACAGACCUGGUCAGUGGACUGGACCAGUUGACUCAUGAACAACUGAAGAACGUAGUGAGCUUGAUAAACAACCUGGAUGACGCACAUAAAUAUGUGUUUAUGGGUCUGUUCAGAGACACCUGGAGGUGGUCAGAUGGAAGCAAUUUCUCUUUCAGACACUGGAAUCUGAAGUUUAAUGAUGAACAAGACAACAGUGGUCAAUGUGCCCUGGUUGAAUUCAGUGAUGAAGGCAGUUGGAGGAAUGAGAAAUGUACUGAAAGAAAACCUUUCAUCUGUUAUGAUGAUAAACUGAUCCUGGUAACAGAAAGUAAAACCUGGGAGGAAGCCUUGAACUACUGCAGAGAGAAACACCAUGACCUGGUCACCAUCACCAACAUGGAUGAUCAGAUAUUAGUCCAGCAAAACGCUCAGUUUGCUUUAACUGAUUAUGUCUGGACGGGUCUGAGCUACGCCUGCACUCUGGAUUUGUGGUUCUGGGUCAGUGAUGAGGUGGUCAGCUAUAAGAACUGGGCCCAAAAUGAACCGAUGGACGACUGUGACAUGUCUGGAGCCAUGGAGACGAGAGGAGGAUAUAAGUGGAGGAAGAAAAAUGAUACAGAGAAGUUUAACUUCAUCUGUUCUAAACAUACUCAAGGAUAAUAAGUGAUGUUUUCUUCACCACUUAUUCUCAUAUUCUUGUAUAUAAAAGCUGAUAUUAGUAAAAAAUGAAUUGAUUUCACAUUGUAGGUUAUGUUGUUUGGGUUUUGUUCUGUUUAACAUCAUAUGAAUAUGUAUCAUGUAAUUAUGUUUUUUUCAAAGCACAUAUAACUUGUUUUAAAUUUAAUCUAAUAAUAUUCAUGUUUAUAUUCUUAAGCUGUCCAGAUUAUCCACCUGUUUAAUUGAUCACUCUAUUAAACUAUUACAUUACUGUAUGUAUCAAAGCAAAAUAAAUUAAAAAAACACUAAAGUAGAACCAAAAUAUCUACUGAUUUAUUUAUUCAUUAGAUUUAAGAUUUAUUUUUCCUUCAUCCAUGAUCAUAAUUUGGAUUUCAACUGGUGGACAGCAGAUAGAAGUUAUUGCUGCAUAUGAGGUUACCACAAAACUAAAAGCAGUAAUAUAAUAUAUUAAAUGUUGUUUUUGAGAAAUAACAAAACUAAUUUUAACCAUCAGAGGAGAGACAUUUCAGGGCUAAAAUAUUUAAUGUAAGAUUAUCUAAAUUCUCAGUAGUGACAAAGAUAAUAAUGGUGUUUUAAUUUGGAGAAUGUUUCUAUUAUGCAACAUUUCUGUUGCAUAAUAGAACAUUUCAGUAAAUAUCCAGUAAAAUAUUCAGUUUUGUUCCAUUAUCAAUACAUUUUCUCACAUUGCUCUCUGGGUUUUUGAUUUUAGUAGAAUAUCAAAAGUUUUGCCUGUAUCUGUAACCAGGUCGAUGAGGUGGAGCAGUUCUUCCACCUGGAGCUAAAUUAUGUCGACAA
Molecule: messenger RNA, 2182 nt
Organism: Gambusia affinis (western mosquitofish)
Lineage: Eukaryota; Metazoa; Chordata; Actinopteri; Cyprinodontiformes; Poeciliidae
Product: macrophage mannose receptor 1-like
Exons: 5
Coding region: 236-1369 (377 amino acids)
Source: RefSeq, a predicted model, not a curated record